GAUGUUUCUCUGCGGCAAAAUUAACCGUCUCUACCAACAAAAGUGCGUCCGAGCUCAUGGUAGAAAACUACUUGCAGCGAUGGAUCGGUCUAUCGAAAGUUCAACAGUCCGUUUUCUUUAGUGUCCGGGUGGAAAUCACUGGAGUGUCCGUCGUCCUGUCCCAUCAUGGCUCACAGUGCCAGGAGAGACUCUCCUAAGCUGCCCGACUUUUCUCUGCUGAAGCGGUUAGCCAAAGAUCAGCUCGUCUACCUGCUGGAGCAGCUACCAGGUAAGAAGGACCUCUUCAUUGAGGCAGACUUGAUGAGCCAGCUGGAUCGUAUCGCUAAUGUGUCUACAUUAAAGCAACAUGAAGUCGACAAACUAUAUAAAGUGGAGUACAAACCUAUUGUCAGCACCUCAGAUCAGCUCUGUUUUCUGAUCCGGCCAAGAAUAAAAACUGUGAAAUGGAUAUGUGAUGUGGCCAACGCCGACAAAGCAGCAGGAAGAUUUAGAAGAUACAAGAUAAUCUUCACCCCUCAAAAGUUCUAUGCCUGUGAGUCGGUGCUGGAGGAGCAGGGUUUAUUUGGUGAUGUGACCACAGAUGAAUGGGCGUUUUACCUCCUUCCACUUGAUGAUGAUAUCAUCAGCAUGGAGCUGCCAGAAUUCUUUCGAGACAACUUCCUGGCAGGGGACCAGCGCUGGGUUAGAACAGCAGGCAGCACUCUGCACCUUCUUCACUCUAUUUAUGGCCCAUUUUCAAAGAUUUAUGGGAUUGGAAGAUGUUCCAAGAUGGUAUACGAGUCUUGGAGGGAGCAGGUGGAAGAGGAAGAAACAAAAGCUCGUCAGUCUGAAAUAGGAAACGUUUUUCUUAUCGAUAGAGAUGUGGACUUUGUUACUCCUCUGUGCUCACAAGUCGUCUAUGAAGGACUCGUGGAUGAUAUAUUCAAAAUCAAGUGUGGAUGUGUGGGGUUUGGAACUGAUGCCACCUCAGACAAAAAUGUGAAAGUCAUGUUGAACUCCCAGGAUAAGGUCUUCAACGAAAUCAGAAAUGAGCACUUCUCUAAUGUCUUUGGCUUACUCAGCCAGAAAGCCAGGAAUCUGCAAACUGCAUAUGAUAAGCGUCGGGGGAUGGACAUAAAGCAGAUGAAGACGUUUGUCUCAGAGGAACUGAAGGGGUUAAAACAGGAGCACCGGCUACUCAGUCUACACAUCAGCGCUAGUGAAACCAUCAUGAAGAAGAAAACAAAGCAGGAUUUCCAGGAGAUGUUGAAGACAGAACACUCUUUACUUGAGGGAUUUGAAAUCCGUGAAUGUAUUUCUUUUAUAGAGGAGCACAUCAUCAGACUGGUCUCCAUGAUAGAAAGUCUGAGGCUCCUUUGUCUUCUCUCCAUCACAGAAAACGGACUCCUGCCAAAAGAUUACCGGUCAUUAAAAGCACAGUUUCUACAGAGCUAUGGAGUGGAACACCUGCUCACAUUCGCCAAUCUAAAGCAGUUGGGGCUCCUGGUGGAGCAGCAGCCAGGAGAAACCCUGACUGCCAUGGAGAGCAAAGUGGGCAAACUGGUAAACGACAAAACUGCAGGAAAGCUGACUGAUGCCUUUUCCUCCCUGGCAAAGAAGAGCAAUUUUAGAGCCCUGAGCCGGAAGCUAAACCUGGUGCCCAAAUCGGAUGAAGAAUACAACCUGCGUGUCCCUCCAGAUAUGGCUUACAUCUUCAGUGGUGCCUAUGUCCCUUUGAGUUGCAAACUGAUUGAGCAGGUGUUGGAGCGAGAUGGCUGGUCGGGGCUUGAAGAGGUCACAAGGCUGCUGAAUGGACAUGAAUUUUCUGUCACAGGCAACAAUGGAGCUGAUUUAAGAGCAAAUAAUGAUGCUCCUCGCAUCGUCGUGGUCAUGUUCCUCGGUGGCUGCACUUUCUCCGAGAUCUCAGCCCUGCGUUUCCUUGGCAAAGAGAAAGGUUAUAAAUUCAUUGUGGUGACAACUGCCAUUACAAACAGUUCAAGGCUACUCGAAGCUUUGCUUGAAAACCACACGAGGCCUGUCAACACUUGAUGAUGGACAGCAACCUGACGCAUUCCUGCAGACAUUCAUCAUGCAUUCCAUCCAGCUCUGGAAUUACAAAUGGAAAAUGUUAAUUUCUUAUUUGCUCUUGUUGUCAAAUGGACUGAAAAUAUGUGUAAAGGAAAAAGUAAAUGUUUUUAAUAGAGUUUGAAGGAUUUCCUUCACAACACAAAUUAAUGAUCAAUGAGUUCAACAGCAGGUUCCAAUUCCUGCUAAUGUCCAGCAACAUUACAGGGUCAUUCAGGGGGAGUGGGCCAAUAUUCCACAGACCACAAUCUCAACUAUGAAGAAACUGUGAGGUCAGUGGUAGCCAUACCAGAUACUGACACCCAUUAUCUGCUCCCCCUAAAGAAGUCUUAUAUGAAGCUUUAAUUCAAUGCCUAAUAAAGGUGUUAAAGAUGAA
This is a messenger RNA of Solea solea (common sole), 2440 nucleotides long. It is a transcript of the gene vps33b, whose product is annotated as VPS33B late endosome and lysosome associated. The transcript has 24 exons. Gene Ontology annotation, cellular component: lysosome; CORVET complex. NCBI's taxonomy places the organism in Eukaryota, Metazoa, Chordata, Actinopteri, Pleuronectiformes, Soleidae. The record is from RefSeq and is a predicted model, not a curated record. Gene Ontology annotation, biological process: vesicle-mediated transport; intracellular protein transport. Bases 166 to 2028 code for a protein of 620 amino acids.